UUUAGAACCCUGUAAGGACUCUGAGCUCUGAGCAUUCCCAGAUUAAUUCAUGCAAGCGCGAAAUUUCUUGAUUUUCUUCUACCUGCCGCUGCUGCUCUCGUGUGCGGCUGGCUAUCGACAGGGGAAGCAGCGACAUCGAGCAGUGCGUAAGCGAAUGGCCAGGCCACAGCAUUUGCUCGAGGACUUUGCACCCAUCAGCACGGCGGCAGGAGGAGCAGAAGGAGAUUCUAGUCUGGCUGGUGAGGAAGCCCCCGGCAGUGGAGUUGGCAAGCAGUGCGUCGAAUCUCCAUCGGGCUGCAAUGUCAAGGAGAUCUUCAAGCCCGGCGAUCCCAAGGAGAAGUCUUCUGCCAUAGCCAUACAGGCGGCGCAGGACGCAAAGGCGGCCAACGAGGCGCAGGGGGCAGCAGGACAGGCCGCGGCGCAGCACAUCAAGCUGGAGCUGGCCGAGAAGGCAUUCCAGUCGGCCAAGGCCGCAGAGGCGGCUCUCAUGGGCAAGCAGAUGAUGGUCGAUCAGCUGGAGCAGGAGGUGAACGAGGCCAGCGCCGUGAUCGAGCAGGAAACCAAUGCGCUGCAGGGCACAGAGAUCAACAUGAAGGCGGCCAUGGAUGCCGCCCGUUUGGCCAGCCAACAGUUCCAGGCAUUCAGCGAGCUGCACAAAACCUUCGAGCAGAACCUGGCCAACAUCCAGACAGUGGCCAUGGGCGUCCAGCAGGAGAUGUCCUCCAAGACACAGCUGCUCGAGGCUGCUCAGAACCGGAUUACACUGCUCCGGAAGCAGUUGCAGGGCGCCCACGAGGACUACGAGAAGACCAAACAGGCCGCCUACAAGGCUGCCUGUGCAGCCGUCGAUGCCAGGCAGAAGGCUUCCAAUAAUAUCGAAUCCCCCGUCAGCAGUCAAUAAUGGAGCUGAG
Drosophila subobscura is the source of this 911-nucleotide messenger RNA. RefSeq lists its product as uncharacterized. The coding region runs from base 50 to 901 and encodes 283 amino acids. The transcript is spliced from 2 exons. The record is from RefSeq and is a predicted model, not a curated record. NCBI's taxonomy places the organism in Eukaryota, Metazoa, Arthropoda, Insecta, Diptera, Drosophilidae.